AUAAGUAGAUCGCUUAGUUCUGUCACCUCGAGUCCAAAACAGCUCCUGGAGUAAAUAGUUGAGUAAUUCGUUGUCAUCCGACAAAUGCGGUCGUACGGAACAGUUGGGGAUGAUUAGGAAAAAGUUUCUCGUUUAAAAAGACAGAAAUGGAGAACGAAUUACAAGAAACAGUUUACGGGACGACGACGACGACGACCGUUGACGAUAGUCAUUCUGUGAUGUCCGAUAAAGUUCGGAAUUUAGCUGGUAGCAUUUACCAGGAGUUCGAAAAGAUGAUUUCUAAGUAUGACGAAGACGUUGUCAAGGAAUUAAUGCCUUUGGUUGUUAGUGUUUUGGAAGAAUUGGAUCUGUCCUAUGUAGAAAAUCAGGAACAUGAAGUCGAACUUGAAUUACUUAGAGAAGAUAACGAACAGUUGGUUACUCAAUUCGAGAGAGAAAAACAACUCAGAAAAACUUCCGAUCAGGUAAACAAAUCAUUACAUAUGAAUCAUAUACAAUUUAUAAUGUCUGUGCGGCUCUCAUUACCGUCGACUUCGUUGUUUUCAAUUUUACUUAUUGAAAACUUUUAUGAAUAGUUUAAAAUCUUUGUAAUUUAAUAGUGGAAAUAGAUGAUUAACGUUAUGAUUC
Messenger RNA from Centruroides sculpturatus (bark scorpion), 627 nucleotides. RefSeq names its product JNK-interacting protein 3-like. The record is from RefSeq and is a predicted model, not a curated record. Bases 147 to 575 code for a protein of 142 amino acids. Lineage: Eukaryota; Metazoa; Arthropoda; Arachnida; Scorpiones; Buthidae. Gene Ontology annotation, cellular component: cytoplasm. Gene Ontology annotation, molecular function: kinesin binding; signaling receptor complex adaptor activity; MAP kinase scaffold activity. The transcript has a single exon. Gene Ontology annotation, biological process: vesicle-mediated transport.